This is a messenger RNA of Cuculus canorus (common cuckoo), 1273 nucleotides long. RefSeq lists its product as uncharacterized. The transcript is spliced from 7 exons. The record is from RefSeq and is a predicted model, not a curated record. NCBI's taxonomy places the organism in Eukaryota, Metazoa, Chordata, Aves, Cuculiformes, Cuculidae. The coding region runs from base 1 to 1125 and encodes 374 amino acids.
AUGUCACUCAGCGGGCAGCGACUAAUCAGCGAUGGCAGCGGGCCGAGAGGGCGGGCAAAGGAGCCAGCGCUCCCAUUGGCUGAGGCGCGCGUCACUCAGCGGGCAGCGACCAAUCAGGCGCACCGGAGGCUUCGAGGGGGCGGGCGGAGGAGAGAGGGCUCCCAUUGGCUGACCGAAACUAUCGCAAGCGAGUGCGGAAGGCUGCGUGUGCUCCUGGCUGUCCUAGAACGUGAAGGUGGUGGAUUGCCCAGCUGCGCAAACCGUGUCCAGUCGGGUCUUUCUCUGAAGCGUGCGCUUGUGAACAGAGCACCGGCGUGCCGCUGUUACGAACGCGGCUCGACCGCUCGUGGCUUUGUUUGGGAGGAGUUGCGGCCUCCCUGCGAAAACCUAAAGCUCCGGCUGCUGCUGUGCCGGAUCCUAACGGUCCCCGUGAGCAAAGCUAGCCUCUGCGGUGCCCUUCGAACCGAGCAACGCCAGAGCAGAGGCACGUGGAAGUUUGCCCCUUCUCUUCCGGUGCCCGUGACGGAGCGCAGCGAAUACGAAAAGAGGCAGUGCUGGAAGAAUUGCCGAAGGAGAGGGUACGAGCUCAAAGCUGCCUCGGGUUCCGGUGCUGAAGCGAAGCGGGUGCCCCGGUUCAAGGCUCUACCUCUGCCUUCCUUUGACCGUCUGAGGGCGCCAGAGAAGGUCGAAACCCACGCUCGGCCCGAGCCGUUCCGUCUGCGCGUGGAUGAACGGAGAGCGCUUGCCACCGUACGGAGCUGCAAACAGCAGAUGGGAGGAGAAGGCUUCGACGGGGCUCGGAAAGGCAGGAGGGUUGAAAAGCUCAUCCCGUCACGGUGGCGUUGCCGGGAGCUUUCUGUCCUUCGAAAGGAAACGAAGCUGUUUUCAGCCAGGGUUCUGGAGACUCGGCUGAUGGGCACCGAGAGCCAGUCAGAUGGUGGCGAGAGCGGUGGGAAAAGGAAGAAGCUGCUCCUCCGAGGAGACGAGCGACGGAUGGUGUCCGGGUUCGAAGCUCUGCCUUCGUCUGACCGUGUGAAGCUGCCGGAGGAGGUCAGAAGCCCAACUCAGCCCGAGCUGUUCCUUCUGCGGGUGGAUGAACGGGAUGCUGCUGCCCUCCAGAGCUGAACGCGGCCGUUCUUGAAAGCCUUGUGCCGGCAACGAACAGGGAGCUGCGAGCGUUUGAGAAACGGUGGGCAGGUAGAGGAGCCGUAAGGAAGAGGCGCCGAGAGCGGGUCAGGCAAGACAAGAGCAGUGGGAACAGGAAGAAGUUUCU